Messenger RNA from Wickerhamiella sorbophila, 2464 nucleotides. Its product is annotated as tRNA ligase. The record is from RefSeq and is a predicted model, not a curated record. Gene Ontology annotation, molecular function: RNA ligase (ATP) activity; ATP binding. NCBI's taxonomy places the organism in Eukaryota, Fungi, Ascomycota, Dipodascomycetes, Dipodascales, Trichomonascaceae. The transcript has a single exon. Gene Ontology annotation, biological process: tRNA splicing, via endonucleolytic cleavage and ligation. Gene Ontology annotation, cellular component: nuclear inner membrane. The coding region runs from base 248 to 2464 and encodes 738 amino acids.
CUAGAUUCAGCCCACCCAGUACCCCGUACCAUCUCCAGUUAGGUAAACGCGGAGUCGUAUCAAUUCUGCGAAAUAUAUAUAUUUUAUAGUUGUAAACAGGUAGGGUGAAAGUGGCGCGUAGCGCUUAAUGCACGCUAUUUUUUGCUUGACUUUUUUUCACUAGUGACCGCCGCAGCUCUUCAUGCGGUCAUAUGCGCAGCGCACUUACUCAGAUAUUUAAGAACGAGGUUGGAGGGCCAGUUUAUCAAUGUACGAUAGUGCUUUGCUGGCGGAGCUUGCAGCUGCAUCUACUCAGAAGGCGUCUGCCGGAAAGGUCAAGCGUCAUACCAACCAAGUGUGGGAUGCGCCCGGAUUGACUAUUGAGUCAUGGAAGUUCAACGAGUGGGACUACUAUAGUACCAAAGUAAAACUACCGAUCCCUUCCCGUGGCUUGUUUACCAAGGAAGACCAGAUCGUCGUCCGAGGCUACGACAAGUUUUUCAACGUUGGUGAGGUAGAAUCCACCAAAUGGAACAGUAUUCUCACCGAAACCACUGGGCCUUACGCAUUGACCUUGAAGGAGAAUGGCUGUAAGAUCAUGAUCGGUGGCUACAACGGGAAGCUCAUUGUUACGUCCAAAAACCGGACUGGUCCCCAGGAAAAUGAUUAUAAAAAUCACUCGCUUGCUGCCACCAACUGGAUCAAGGCCCGGUUGAAGGAGGCUGGCAAGACCGAGCAAGAACUAGCCAGCGAGCUCGAGGAAAAAGACCUGACAGCGGUAGGCGAGUUCUGCGACGAUAAUUUCGAGGAACACGUCUUGGCGUACCCUCCGGAGAGUGCUGGAAUCUACCUCAAUGGUCUCAACAGAAACACCAGAGAGUUUCAAACUCUGGCCCCCAACGUGGUCAACGAGCUUGGAGCCAGGUAUGGAUUUCUACGCACAGACUUUUUGAUGGUAGAAGGCGUGGACGAAACAAAACAAUUCUUGGAAAAGUGUGCCGAAACAGGUGCCUACAACGGUCGUGACAUCGAAGGGUUUGUGGUCAGAUGCAAGAAGGAUGGAAAGGACUUUUUCUUCAAGUACAAGUUCAAGGAACCAUACCUUAUGUACCGGGAGUGGAGAACAGCGACCCAUGUCAUUCUAAAGGACCCCCAGGCCGCCUGGAAAUCCAAAAUGCACAAGGAGGCCACCAACGAGUUUCUCAAGUUUGCACGCCCAUACCUGAAAAGUCACCCAGAACUGGCAGAGAAGAUCCAAAAAGAAGGAAAGGGCAUCAUUGAGCUCCGGGAAAAGUUUUUGGAGUAUUCCAAUCUUGAUCCAGAACAGCUCCUGCAGCUUCAGAUCAACGAGAAGGGAACUGAUAAAUACGUACUGAUCCCUGUUGCGACCAUAGGAUGCGGUAAAACAACCGUUGCAUUAACGCUGGCGUCUUUGUACGGUUGGGGUCACGUCCAGAAUGACGAUGUUUCGAGCAAGUCAGGUAAGUUCCGUACCUUCUCGAACCGCAUCAGUCAAGCGUUCAGUGAGCACGAUGUGGUCAUCGUUGAUAGAAACAACCAUCAAUUCAGAGAGCGUCAGCAGUUGUUUGAAGCUAUGGAUUUGAUGGCGGACGCGAAUGGAUACGACAUGCACUAUAUUGGUCUCGAUUUCCUCCCCAAUGGUCCGGCCCAGAAAGAAUGGGAGGUCACUUUGAGCAGAGUGAUGAAUCGUGGUGACAAUCACCAGACAAUUCGCAAUAUGGACAGGCCUGCUGUUGAGGCAAUCAUGAAAGGGUUCCGCGGUCGGUAUCAACCUAUCACAGUGGCCAAAGAGCCUGACUCAAACUUUGAGUUGGUGAUCGAUGUGAACUGUGCGCGGGGGUCCAAAGACAACGUUACUGCUGUGGUGAGUGCCUUGAAUGAUGCAUACGACAUGGAUCUCGAGACCAAGCCGGAGGAGCUGAAUGCAGCUUUUUCAGCCGCCCUUGAACACAAGGCGAAGAUUCCUGUGGGCACUCAGCCGGCCCAAAAACGUGCCACAUGGAGCUUCUUCUGUAUCAGGGUUGAUUCCAAAGAGAUGAUGCAACUACUUGCGUCGAAUCUGCAAGGAAAUCCGUUCUGGCAAGAAUUGCAAGUAAGCAAGGGCAUGAGCCUCAAACAGGAAUUCCAUGUAACACUAGCUCACAAGGCGAGCGAGAAAACUCAAUUCAAGGCCUUGAAAACAAAAUACCACAAAUUGCUUACUGGCUCUAAAGAAAAUGGCUUUGUUGACCUCAACGUUGAGGAACCGGUCAUAGUGGAAAGCAUUUGCUGGAAUACCCGCAUUAUGGCUGCCGCAGUCUCGUUACCGGGUGAACACUGCUCGUCGAAUUUCCACCCCCACAUCACGGUUGGAAUGGCCAAAGGCGUGCCUCCAAAAGAAGCUAAUGCCAUGAUGAACAACUACGAUAACCGGGUUGAAAUAAAGCCUGUUCGGCUAACGGGUAGAUUAUGUGCAUUUAGAUAG